Saitoella complicata NRRL Y-17804 is the source of this 1403-nucleotide messenger RNA. Its product is annotated as proteasome component region PCI domain-containing protein. Gene Ontology annotation, cellular component: COP9 signalosome. The record is from RefSeq and is a predicted model, not a curated record. NCBI's taxonomy places the organism in Eukaryota, Fungi, Ascomycota, Saitoellomycetes, Saitoellales, Saitoellaceae. The coding region runs from base 39 to 1403 and encodes 454 amino acids. Gene Ontology annotation, biological process: protein deneddylation. The transcript has 6 exons.
CAUCGAGUUCCCAACAGCCUUGGAACCGUGAUAUCGCCAUGUCGGACGACGAUGAUUUCAUGAUGGACGACGAUGAGACGUACGACUUCGACUACGAAGACGACGACGAUGAACAGGGGGAUCAGGAUGUCGAUAUCGAGAACAUGUACUACAAUGCAAAAGCGAUGAAGGAAGAUGAUCCUGAAGCUGCAAUCGUGGAGUUUCGAAAGGUCGUGGAGAAGGAGAAGGAGGAGGGACAGAAGGGUGAUUGGGGUUUCAAGGCGUUGAAGCAGAUUAUCAAGUUGUCGUUUUUGAGGGGUGAUAAGGAAUCAACGUUUAAGGAUUACAAGGAGUUACUCACCUACACCAAAUCGGCCGUUACACGAAACUACAGUGAAAAGUCUUUGAACAACAUCCUGGAUCGCAUCUCCUCCUCAGCAACCCUCGACACGGAUUUCAUGGAGCGCUUCUACUCCACCACCCUCGAAUCACUACAAGAAGCCAAAAACGACAGACUUUUUCUCAAGACGAACCUCAAGCUCGCGAAGUUGUGGUUGGAUAGAGGCGAAUGGGGUCGUCUCAACAAGAGUUUGAAGGGGUUGCAUGCGGCGUUGGCGAAGGAGGGAGAAGAGGGGUUGGAGAGUGAGAACAAGGGGACGUACUUGUUGGAGGUGUAUGCGUUGGAGAUCCAGAUGUAUACGGCGACGAAGAACAACAAGAAGCUGAAGGACUUGUAUCACCGGACGUUGCAUGUCAAGUCUGCGAUUCCGCAUCCGAGGAUCAUGGGUGUUAUUCGCGAAUGUGGAGGGAAAAUGCACAUGAAUGAGAAACAAUGGCAAGAAGCCCAAACCGAUUUCUUCGAGUCCUUCCGAAAUUACGACGAAGCCGGUUCUCUCCAGCGCAUUCAAGUCCUGAAGUACUUGGUGUUGGCGACGAUGUUGGCACAGUCUGAUAUCAAUCCCUUUGAUUCGCAGGAGACGAAGCCGUACCAGUCGCAUCCGGAGAUUACUGCGAUGACGUCGCUGGUUAAUGCCUACCAGCGUAAUGAGUUGGAAGAGUUCCAACGGAUUCUGAGGCUGAAUAAGACGGCGAUUAUGUCUGACCCGUUUAUUCGGGCUUACAUCGACGACGUACUCCGUAACAUCCGGACCUCGGUUCUCCUCGCACUCAUCAAGCCCUACACCCGCGUCACCCUCUCCUCAAUUGCUACACAUCUUAAGAUCACAGUGGAGGAAGUGGAAGAGCUAUGUGUGGCUUUGAUUCUGGAUGCGAGGAUUAAGGGACGCAUUGAUGGUGUGCAGGGAAUUUUGGAGUUGGAAAGGGAGAAGGCGGUCGAGAGGGAGAGGUACGAGGCGUUGAGGAGGGUUUCUGAAAGCGUUGGAGGGUUAACGAAGACUGCUUUUGAGGGGUUGAAGGUUAUGUAA